Zingiber officinale is the source of this 980-nucleotide messenger RNA. RefSeq lists its product as uncharacterized. Lineage: Eukaryota; Viridiplantae; Streptophyta; Magnoliopsida; Zingiberales; Zingiberaceae. The record is from RefSeq and is a predicted model, not a curated record. Bases 201 to 836 code for a protein of 211 amino acids. The transcript is spliced from 5 exons.
GAUUUUGGUUGUUUAAUCGACGCAUCGAAUCGACCUCCAGACGAAACCCUCUUCCGCAAGCAACCGCUUUCUCUGUCUAGUCGCCGCCGGCGGGCGGCGCUGUUCUUCCUUUCUGGAUCGGGAAGCCGAUCGAUCCGGGAUCCCUUUUUCGAUCUCCGAUCGUACUGUCCGCGUUAGGUUCCCUUCGCUUGCGGCGCAAGAUGAUGUCUGCCAAUCAGGAAAUGGCGGUGUACUGCUUCGACACCCUCGUCGCGCACUACAACGGAGAGCAGGUGCCGCCACCGGAAUUCGAGGAAGGCCACCACCCAUUGUUUGUUACAUGGAAGAAAGCAGUGAAUGGAUCAGAACCUCGUUUGCGUGGAUGUAUUGGAACUCUGGAAGCCCGUGGCAUAGUCACUGGUUUUCGGGAUUAUGCAUUAACUAGUGCUCUGAGGGAUCGCCGUUUCCCACCCAUUCAGGCUAAAGAACUCCCCUAUUUGCAAUGUACAGUGUCUAUACUAACCAACUAUGAAACUGCUGCAAACUACCUUGAUUGGGAGAUUGAAAAACAUGGAUUGAUCAUUGAAUUUACUGACCCUGAUUACAACACGAGGCGCAGCGCUACGUACCUACCUGAGGUAGCUGCCCAUGAAGGUUGGACUAAGAUCGAAACCAUUGAUUCGCUCAUGCGAAAAGCAGGCUACAAGGGCGCGAUAAGUGAGUCGCUGCGCUGCCGAAUUUGUGUGACUCGCUACCAGUCCACCCUUUACACCAUGCACUUCCGGGACUACGCCUCCUAUGUGAAGGACACUAGAGGGGCUGCUCCUGCCAUUAACGGCACUAAACUUGCCCAUUGAUUCACCCGCAAUGCAAUUAUUCGACAUUAUUAAACUCGAUUCGAGGGGAAUCAGCUUGUGUUCCCCCAUUCAAAUUGUCCCCCUCAAACAUGUUUAACUUCUACCCGCGGGAUCUUUAUUAUAUAUCCUUAACAUCUAUUGUUA